This is a messenger RNA of Amblyraja radiata (thorny skate), 1151 nucleotides long. RefSeq names its product dual specificity phosphatase 23b (gene dusp23b). Gene Ontology annotation, biological process: protein dephosphorylation. The transcript has 3 exons. The record is from RefSeq and is a predicted model, not a curated record. NCBI's taxonomy places the organism in Eukaryota, Metazoa, Chordata, Chondrichthyes, Rajiformes, Rajidae. The coding region runs from base 168 to 620 and encodes 150 amino acids.
GGGGGUGACGUAACUGGUGGGAAACUGCGCCUGCGCGUUGACAGUAACUGCUUUAAUCCAGAGCGCGUGCGCCUUUCACCGCUAUCCCAUUGAAAAAAGUUUGCUCAGUGAAUUAAAUGGUCCAAACUUGGGAGAAAUUACUUCCUCGGAGAUAACGCGGUGGAAACAUGACAUCUGCACCGCAUAAUUUUUCCUGGAUUGUCCCAACUAAAUUGGCUGGAAUGGCCUUGCCACAUUUACCUAUCCAUUAUCAGUAUUUGAGCGAAAAUGGCAUUCAACAUCUAGUUACACUUUGCGAAAGUAUGCCACCAUACCAUGAUACCUGCCCAGCAGUGAAAAUUCACCAUAUCAAGAUCCGUGACUUUUGCGCACCUUCUUUUGAACAAAUCAAAAGAUUUAUUUCAAUUGUUGAAGAAGCCAAUGCAAAGGGUGAAGGAGUUGGAGUCCAUUGUCAUCAUGGUUUUGGGAGAACUGGAACAAUGCUUGCCUGUUAUCUUGUAAAAAGCAGGAACAUAACUGGCGUUGAUGCAAUUGAAGAAAUACGAAGAAUUCGGCAUGGUUCAAUAGAAACCCGCGAACAAGAAGAAAUAAUUGUACAAUUUCACUAUCAUAUAAAAUAAGAAUUUCUCAUUACCAGCUAAUUAUUUUUCUCUCUCUGUCAACCUAGUUAUUUUAAAGCAUGGAAAUCUUCAACCCAAGAAUCUGCUACAGCUUGGACAUUUCUAGGAUGCUUGAUUACCUUUAUCUAUAUAGAGUAUCGGGGUUUCUUUAUUAGUUUCCUGUUGAGUUUCUCGGCAAAAAUUACUUAUUUUUGUGCUAUAUGCGAAUAAUCUGAUACAUUGACUGGCUGCUUAAUUUUUACGUUAGAAUUUUCUGCGCAUUUGUAAUUUGGCAUUCUAACCUCUGAUGAUAUUUGUUGCUUCCGUGCAGUUAUAAGAAUAAAGGCGUUCUAUGAUUAUGACAAUGUAUACAUUAAAUCUCUGUAAAUGUUUUGGUGGUCCAGCAGUUGAUUAAGCAAGCAGGGAUAGUUAGCUUCCAAAGGAGAUAAUUAAAUAUACUUUGCUGAACUCUGAAUAUUUUAAAUGGAUUAUUUUUUUGUAUAUUUCUCUUUGUAGAAUUUACAGGGUAAAUUAAAGAAUAACAACAUUUCA